Pseudomassariella vexata is the source of this 584-nucleotide messenger RNA. RefSeq lists its product as uncharacterized. NCBI's taxonomy places the organism in Eukaryota, Fungi, Ascomycota, Sordariomycetes, Amphisphaeriales, Pseudomassariaceae. The coding region runs from base 56 to 514 and encodes 152 amino acids. The record is from RefSeq and is a predicted model, not a curated record. The transcript has a single exon.
CCGCCAGCGACAGCAGGGUUUUCUAUCCUACAAUUUCAGGUGUAUCGCGCUGUCGAUGCAUGGGAAUCAUUCUUGGCAUACUGGAAAAGGUUCAGAGCCAGGCCAAAAUCAAGAGCCUCGGAUUAGCAGAGCAAGCUUUGUACUUGCUGAAGAUAUCCAUCCGGCAGUGCCAGGCCCUUGCGCAGUGUCGGUCCUGCAAGAGCCCCGCCAGACUCAUGACUUUCUCCGUCUUGCUUAUAGAAAAGAUAGUUGGAAUUUUGGAAGACAUUGCAUCAGUUUGGGAGGCCCACGCUGGGACAGACGCAUUGGAAAGGGGAGAGUCGCUGCAACACACCCAAGCCGGGGAGGCCUUUGGCAGUAUUCCCGCCUUGCUCGGAGAAUACCCAGUAGAUACGCCUCAGGAGCGUUUCGAUCUAUUUGGGUUCCUGAUCCUCCUACAAGUCAGGAAUUUGGGUAUCUAUUACGUGCACCUCAGGUCACAAACCGAAAGGGAGAGGUGGGAAACACAUCAUAGUGCGUUGAACCCAGUUGCUUUGAGAAUCCAAGAACUGCAAGAUGCCUUCUGUGGCAUAACUAUGGGACCA